GUCCAUGGGCAUUCUACUUCCUCCUGUGUCGCAAGUGACCAGCUGCCAUUCCAUCCUGAGUUCGACGAAUUCGACAUAUUCGCCGGUAAAUAAUUCGACACUGGGCUAUGUGGCACCUGUACAUCCACCAGGACACUCUUUAAGUAUAUACACAGGUGCAAAUUAUGCAAACUCAUCAGGCCUGGUACAUCACCAGCAACAUCACCAACGAAAUCGAAGUUUAGAUUCGGUUCUGCAAAGGAUACCAGAAGUUGACAUUACGCCAAGUCCGACGGAACCACCACCUGCUGAUCACACGCCCAUUCACGGAUAUGGUAAGGGUAGGAUAUGGAUUUGGACAUCCUUGAGUGUGCAUCAUCUGAAACUGAAAGCUCAUCAAAGUCAAGCACAAUCAGAAACGUGCGUCCAGUCCAUGACAAUUAAGAAUAAACCUUUAUCCAGCAUCAUAUCGUCAGCAAAUCAGAGCAAAAACCAGAGGAACGAGAGAGAUGAACUCACCAGUCUGGGAUCUGACGAUUCUGGUAUAAUGUGUGGUUCAGAGAGCGGCGACAGCCUCCGCCUGAUCAAAACCCACCAUUUAGACCUGAACCUAGUAAACCAGCCCAGGAGCAGGACGGAAAGCCUAGAAGACGACUCCGAUCUGGAUCUAAACCUAGAUGCAAACUCAGACGAUCUGGUCAACCUGGAAGAAAACGGAGUAUCACCUACCUGCAAUCAAGAUGACAUUGUCACAAGUGAAACAAAUGAACUUUUACCAGACCAAAGUGAACAUUCGAACAAUGUUGAAUCGGUGCAGGUGGUUAAUUUAGUGCCCAGGAUAAGUUUAGAGGAUAGGUCGAGUGAAAUGGUGGUGGACGGUUUGUGCCAGAAACUUAAUGGAAAGUGUUUUGUUACGGACUCAAAUGCUGAGAGUUGUAGUGGUAAGGAUGAAGAGACUGGUGUUAAGAUUGAGAAAGUCGAUGGUGGUGAAGAAGGAGUUGUGGAGAUUAUUAGCAAACAGGAACCGCCUUCCGGGCAGGAUUUAAGUUUUGUAACAGUACAUCUAAUUUGGAUAGAUCUCGAUUUGGUUUCUCAUUUGAAUAUAAAUUACAACAUAAUUACAACACCUUCAGUCGCCAAAAAAAAGCUUGGUGAUGACAUCAUGCUUCAUACGAAAGUUGGCAAGGAUUUCACCUUGCGCCUGCUGGAGUCCAAACUCUUCGACAUGUCCUUCGCCAUUCACUAUUUGUUCAAAUCGAAGGAACCAGGAGUCCAGAUGUACAUCGGCAACAAGAUCUUCUCCUUCAAGGACCAGGAUGUCGACUUUUAUAUUCCUCAAAUGGUCAGCAUGUACGUCCAGAUGGCCGAUGUGGCGGAGGCUAUUCAUCCUUACUUGGUGCACAGGUGCAGACAGAGUGUUGAUUUUUCUUUAAAAUGUGCUUGGUUACUCGAGGCUUACAGUUCUGAUGCUGAAUUGUCGACGAAGAAGAAGUCACAUGGAACCAAGCUACGGAAUCACAUAUUAAAUGAUGAGUUUAGGCCAAGAGAUUCAGAAAACCAGCGCAAAAAAUCAUCACAAGGCGGUGUAAGUCAAAACGAGAACUCUCUUGCCGUUAAUCAGACAGUGACCAACAGAUUUCUAUCCCCGAUCAAAAAGACCCAUCAGAGAUCACAAUCGGAUGCCACUGGACUUUACCAAGGUUUAAGAAGACUGAUUAAAGCUCCAUUUAGUCCUAAAUUGACACUAGGCGAUUUGGACAGUGGACGUGCCUUCGAUAAUGGUUGUACCUGCUUCGAUUCUCGAACAGGAGCCGUCAAUGAACUGAGAGGACGGAGAACUUACUGCUCUUGUGGGGCUCCGAGGUUAGCUCCACAAAUGGAAUUCAUCCAAAGUCUGCUGACCAUCGGUCGAUUAUUAGCUACAGUACCUUCCAAAGAGACAAGGACUGCUCGCCUGCAAGCACAACUUGGUAAAUUGAACUUGAAUUUACCGGCAAGGGUUUGGCUACCUAUACAUUCAAGAACACCACAUCACGUUGUCAGGAUUCCACCACAGGCUAGUGCUUGUCUGAAUAGCAAGGACAAGGCGCCUUAUAUUAUAUAUGUUGAGGUUUUGGAGGUGGAAGACUUCUACGCAUGCCCUGUUCCUGCCAAAGUCAUGGGCACUAAUUUGAGGCAUACCAAGAGCGAAGAGCACCUGUUAAUAAACGCUGCUAACACCAGUAAUUCAACAAAUACGAAUUCUGCUGAAAAUGGUGAUGCUUCCAAUAAUGUUAUGCUAGAGGAACCACUUUGUGAUGCGAUUGUUGAUGCUGAUAAUUGCUGGUCGCAAGAGGACGAUGAAAUAUCACAACAGUAUCUACAACUCCGGACGACUUCACGUAACAAUUUGGAGCGCGACACGAUAUCCCAGUUAUCACAAUUGUCUCAGGAUUCAUCAGAGACUACUUUUAAUCCUGGCGACAUCAGGAGAAGGUUGUCUGAAUGUCUGAACGGCAGCGAUAGGGAGAAGAACUUCAAACACGAUCCUGAAGAUCCUUCAGCUGCUGCAUUAAAGGAACCUUGGGAGGAUAAACAAAGAAGAGUCAGGGCUGAUUCCCCGUACGGUCAUUUAUCAAAUUGGAGGCUCUUGUCUGUGAUUGUCAAAUGUGGAGAUGAUCUGCGUCAAGAAUUGAUGGCUGAGCAGUUGUUAAGAAUGUUGCAACAGAUUUGGCAGCAGGAACGUGUACCACUUUGGUUAAGACCUUACCAGAUCAUGUGCAUAGGUAACGACUGUGGACUGAUUGAACCAAUUUUAAAUACGGUGUCCCUGCACCAGAUCAAGAAGCAUCGUUUGAACUUGUCUUUGUUGGAACAUUUUUAUAGAGAGUUUGGUUCAGCAAAUUCUGAAGAAUUUCUGAUGGCACAAAGAAACUUUGUUGAGAGUUGUGCAGCUUAUUGUUUAGUCUCUUAUCUGGUCCAGGUUAAAGACAGGCAUAAUGGCAAUAUACUCCUGGAUUCAGAAGGCCACUUAAUCCACAUUGAUUAUGGAUUCAUAUUAUCCUUGUCUCCGAGAAAUUUGGGAUUUGAGAUGUCACCGUUUAAGUUGACCCCAGAAUUUGUGGAAGUGAUGGGCGGCUGUGAAUCUGAUCUAUUUCGAUAUUUUAAGGUUUUGAUGUUGCAAGGUUUGAUUGCUGCCAGAAAACACAUGGAUAAAAUUACUGGUUUGGUGGAGAUCAUGCGAAGUGGUUCACAACUCCCCUGUUUCAAAUCAGGUGCAGGAAAUACUGUACACGAUCUCAAAAAUCGUUUCCAUUUGUCUCUGACAGAGGAUCAACUUUGUGAAUUGGUGGAGCAUCUUGUCGAGUCCAGCAUGCACUCAAUAUCGACUAAGUUGUAUGAUAGUUUUCAGUAUCUCACUAAUGGAAUUCAGUAAAGCCAACUUGUAUAAAUAAUAGAUA
This is a messenger RNA of Ctenocephalides felis (cat flea), 3419 nucleotides long. Its product is annotated as phosphatidylinositol 4-kinase beta-like. The record is from RefSeq and is a predicted model, not a curated record. NCBI's taxonomy places the organism in Eukaryota, Metazoa, Arthropoda, Insecta, Siphonaptera, Pulicidae. Gene Ontology annotation, molecular function: 1-phosphatidylinositol 4-kinase activity. Gene Ontology annotation, cellular component: cytoplasm; membrane. Gene Ontology annotation, biological process: phosphatidylinositol phosphate biosynthetic process; phosphatidylinositol-mediated signaling.